Thecamonas trahens ATCC 50062 is the source of this 1289-nucleotide messenger RNA. RefSeq lists its product as uncharacterized. The record is from RefSeq and is a predicted model, not a curated record. Bases 32 to 1171 code for a protein of 379 amino acids. Lineage: Eukaryota; Apusomonadida; Apusomonadidae. The transcript has a single exon.
CGACACGCAACCACACUCCUCCUUGGACACCAUGGCCGGACACGGCAAUGGCUCAGGCUGGAACCGAAAUGGUCGUCGAGAGGAUGGUGGUGGGAGGAGCAUGCCGGUUCAUCUGCGCCCGCGCAAGGCGCUCCACGUCGACGCGCCUGCUGGCCUGUUUGAGACUCAGAUGCCUCGCGGCGGCAUUGGCCGCUCGCUCAACUACUCAUCGAUCGCGGGCUACAACGUCCUGCUCAACGCGUACGAAGAUCCGCGGCAGGAGGCUCGAGCCUUAGAGUACGAGGCCCGUCAGCCGCGCCGUGGACGCAAGGCCUUUGCCAUGCCCCGCACCAAUCCGUUAGGCGCAGACUUGGACGCUCCGCCCGAGCGGUCGCACGCAGGCUCGCGGAGCAGUGGCUACUACGCCGAUACCUCUUCCAGUGGGCGGACAGGUGCGCGUCCCGGCGGGCACGGCCCUGUGCGCUCAAGAUCGCAAGCCGGCUUUCGCGCCACCCCGUCGGGCGCUGCCCCGCUGCUGGGUCAGGCUGUGUCGGAGCUCGGCCCGCCGGUUCCGCGCUCGGCCUCGCGCAACGAGCCGCUCAACCCGUACGCCAAGUCGUCGUACAAGUACAAGUACCAAGCACAAGCGUACAAUCCGCUGACACACACCUACACCGAUCCAUCUCUGCAGGCCGCAUCUGCUGCUGCCGAGUCCGACGCCCGCCGCCGCAAGGCAGAGUCGUGGCAGGCCCACCGCUCGCAGGCUUCGCCCGAGCGAGCUCGCCGCCGCAAGAUGGGCAUCAGCACCAGGGACUCAUCUUCCGUUCCGGGCUCCAUCCUCGCCCCUGCGCCGCCAGCCGCCGAUCGCGUCCGCCACUCGGCCUAUGACCCCAAGAGCUCUCGCUGGCGUGCCGGCCCGCCCCAGCCGGCCAAGACCCGCCCGCAGCCGCUGCUCCAGUCGGCCGGCGUCAGCUCGGCCCUGCGCGAACUGCCACCGCGCCGCAGAUCCUCCCGCCCGGCUCCACCGCAGGCCUCCAAAGCGUUGCACCACCAAUCGACUAUUGCUUCGGUCCUCGCCUACAGCGAUGCUCCUAUGUCCGCCCAAGAGCUUGCGUCAUAUGCCCGCCCCUCCCGCAAGACUGGCCCGCGUGAAGUCGACCGCGGCUACUCGAUCCUCGCCCAUGACGGCUAGGCAACUCAAGUUUGAUUUCUGGCGAGACGUCGGCUACGCUAUUGCACAUCGUAGGAGAAGACUGCCACCAACUGCGAGCCGUUGCUCGCCGUCGAUGGUACGUACGCGAUAAACGCCG